Raphanus sativus (radish) is the source of this 1608-nucleotide messenger RNA. RefSeq lists its product as uncharacterized. The transcript is spliced from 9 exons. Lineage: Eukaryota; Viridiplantae; Streptophyta; Magnoliopsida; Brassicales; Brassicaceae. Bases 598 to 1488 code for a protein of 296 amino acids. Gene Ontology annotation, molecular function: RNA binding. The record is from RefSeq and is a predicted model, not a curated record.
UGACGUGUACAACAAUGUUAUCGGGAAAGAUAUGGAUGAGAUUACACUUUGACCAGUGAGAAGAGUGGUUGAGACGAAGGAGAGAUCUGAGCAACUUUCUCAAUUUCCAUAGAAAUAUGCUUCAAACUGAGAAUUCUCACGUUUGUUCACAGCAAAAGUUGAUGGCUCUGAGAGGGAACUUCAAGGAGCUUGGUGUGCCUAAUUAUCAAGAAUCAUCACAGGAGACAUACCCUUCUUAUCAAAUUUCGAUGUUCCCAGUGGAGUUGUUGUACAGUAAGAUGGGUGAUACAUUUUUCCAUCAAACAGAUGCUACAAGCAGAGUCUUAGUGGUCAAAGGCUUUUCUACGGUGCUUCAAGAUUCCCAAGGAAUCAAACAGAUGGAUGAUACAUUCUUCCAUCAUAAAUCUAAAAUACCGAUGAGGAAAUGUAUUUGGAGUGAUAUCAACUUAGAGCACCUCCAACAAAGAACCUCAUUUUGAAAUGAGGUCUCAUUAGCCGCCCGCCUCUCACUGUCGAUUUUCUCUCUGAGACUAAACCCGAAGCUUGGUUCGUCAGUUGGAAACUUCUCGCCGAGCGCAACAUUCCUUAGCAUUCUCCAUGGAUCCCGAGGACUCAAAGCUUGAUGAUCCCAAGGACUCGAGGCUUGAUCCCGAUGACUCAAAGGUUGAUCCUGAUGACUCAAGGCUUGAUCCCUCGUCAAAAAAACGGGCGCUUGAAUCCGAAGGAAGAGAGGAGGACAAGAAAAGGCACAAUUCAGAGAAGCUUUCGGAUGAAUCUCCUCUUGCCUCACCGUCAUUUGCUGAAUGGGAUUCAAGUGAUUCAGAGACUGAAUUGGAAGAGUAUUACAUUCCAAAUCAACUGAUCAUAUGGAACUUGCACGAUGAGACUGUUAAACGUGAUAUUAGGGAAUUCUUUAACAAAAAGUCUACUCGUGUCAUGAUGGCUGAUAUCGACUCUCAAGGCAAACCGCUCAGGAACGCAACUGUUUGGUUUAAAUGUCUUGAAGAUACAAAAGAGGCCUUUAAGAAACAAGGGCAAAAACUGCGCGGACUUCCUGUUCGUAUGAAGCGGCCCCGUACCAAUUUGGUAGUGCUUGCAGUGAGUGGGUUUGAACCUGGUUCAACAGAGGAGGUUAUCAAGGGACAGCUGACAACGUUUUUCAAAUCAAGUGGAGUUAUCAGGAAGAUUUUUAUUCCUAAAGACGAGAACACUGGUCAAUGUUUAAGUUUCGGAUACGUUUUUUUGAAAAAGAAAAGUACUAAAGCUGAGCAGGAGAAUUUGGAUGAGAUCGGAGGUCCUUCAUUCGAGGCUGUAGAUUGCACUGCUCAGGUGAGAUUCAGGGAAAUCAGGGCUGCUAUGGAGGCGGAGGGGACUAUGGACCCGGAGGAGGAGGAGGAGGAGGCGGAGAAGGAGGAGUCUGAGGAUGAGUUGGUUGCUAUGGAUCCCAAGUUAAUGGAUAAACUUCUCAAGGAAUGGCUCGGGAACUAGGUCUGAGGGGUUUGGGUAUAAGUAGAACUAGUCUGAGUUUUGUCGGUCAUUUAGACCAAGAACAAUAUGUAAAGGCGUUUUUAGCCAUUGAGUUUAAUCUCAAUCAAACAUUAAACCUAA